AAAUUUAUUUUAGGUUUAUGAAAGAACUGCUUUUGUGUUUUCUUUUCCAUAUCCGCUAAGAAAUGGGUCGAGUUAUCAGGUCCCAGCGUAAAGGUGCGGCCGGAAUUUUCAAGGCCCACACAAAACAUCGAAAGGGGGCUGCCCAACUUCGUGCCGUCGACUAUGCAGAACGCCACGGUUAUAUAAAAGGAGUUGUCAAGGACAUUAUUCAUGAUCCUGGUCGUGGGGCCCCACUAGCAAAAGUGGUCUUCAGGGAUCCAUACAGAUAUCGAUUGAGGACUGAAACUUUCAUCGCCGCCGAAGGAAUGCACACUGGCCAGUUCAUUUACUGUGGAAAAAAAGCCACCCUUCAAGUAGGAAACAUUCUACCACUGGAUUCCCUGCCUGAAGGGACAUCAGUUUGCUGUCUGGAGGAGAAGAUGGGAGACAGGGGCAGGUUGGCGCGAACAUCUGGAAACUGCGCCGUCGUCAUCUCACACAAUCCCGAGACGAAAAGGUCCAGAGUUAAACUGCCAUCCGGGGCUAAGAAGUUGUUGCCUUCCAGUAACAGGGCUAUGGUUGGCAUUGUAGCAGGAGGGGGUCGCAUGGAUAAGCCAAUGUUGAAGGCAGGCAGGGCCUACCACAAGUACAAGGCCAAGAGAAACUGCUGGCCCAGAGUCAGGGGUGUGGCCAUGAACUCCGUUGAGCAUCCCCAUGGAGGAGGUAACCAUCAGCACAUUGGUAAGCCAUCAACUGUUGCCAGAGAUAAGUCUGCAGGAAGAAAGGUCGGUCUCAUUGCCGCCAGGAGGACUGGUCGUCUGCGUGGUACCAAGCAAGCUGUUGGCAAAGCAACAGAGAAAGAAUAAACUGCGUGUUUUGUUAUUUGGUUGACUGGCUGGUUUUUUUU
Molecule: messenger RNA, 886 nt
Organism: Helobdella robusta
Lineage: Eukaryota; Metazoa; Annelida; Clitellata; Rhynchobdellida; Glossiphoniidae
Exons: 8
Coding region: 63-845 (260 amino acids)
Biological process (GO): cytoplasmic translation
Cellular component (GO): ribosome; cytosolic large ribosomal subunit
Molecular function (GO): RNA binding; structural constituent of ribosome
Source: RefSeq, a predicted model, not a curated record